AUGCUUGUCGCUGCCAAAGUCGAAUGUCACUGCCGACUGACAUCAUUCCCCCUUUCAAUUCCAUCCUCUUCCCUCCCAUUAAAAUCUGCUGUCUGUAAUUGCAAUUCGUGUCGCCAUGCAACAGGACAGCUUUUCGCCACGUUCGCCGUUAUUCCUGUUCCGUUGCCGACCGACGUGUUGCAGAGUGAUGGGUUAGUGAGGUACGAUUCUUCAUCGACAUGUCAACGUUGGUUCUGCAAGAAAUGUGGAGCCAGUAUCAUCAAUAUCGACAGGGGAGACGGAGCAGAUGAAUGGGAGGUCGCCACAGGGGUGCUUCAUUUUCAAGACGAGAAAGGCCUCGAGGACCAGUUGAAUAGAGUCCAACUUUGGGUAGAAGAUGUCAAGGCUGACGGGGGAGCUACCGGCUGGAUCAAUCAGGGAAAAUUGGCAGGCAUGGACAGGCAUUGGCAAGGGAGGAAAAGUGGGCUUGUUAGCGACGAGAUUGUUGCCAAGGUCAUGGGAGGAGACUACGACGAGCUUCAGAAAAGGCCGUCCGAAACUCAGCUCGAUGACAUGGGCCUGCUUCAAGCCCAUUGUCACUGUCGAAAGGUCAGCAUCUCGAUCGCACGGCCGGAGAGAGGCUUCAACGAGGGAACGGGCAAAUUCGGAGCAUCUCUCGACGCCUGUACCUCAUGCCGACUUGUCAGUGGCUUUGAAGUAACAAGCUGGAUAACAAUCCCCAGAGGCCUGAUUCACGCUGGCUCGCAAGACUUGGAAUACCUCCUCGCCGACAGAUCAAGACUAGGCCACUACAACACUUCGUCCGAUGUCGAUCGAUACUUCUGUGUCAACUGUGGUGCGACUGUCUUUUAUUAUAAGGACGGCCUGGACACAAUUGACAUGGGAGCUGGACUCCUCAGCCCAACGACCAAAGAGAGAGCUCGUGUUGAGGAUUGGUUGCGGUGGGAGCGAUAUCCAAAGGGUGUGUUUUGUGCAGAGGACGCGAUUGAUAAAGGGUUCGUAGGGAACAUCAUGGAAGGCAUGAGACUGGUACAGGAGAGGAGGGAGUGA
Rhinocladiella mackenziei CBS 650.93 is the source of this 1050-nucleotide messenger RNA. RefSeq lists its product as uncharacterized. The transcript has a single exon. The coding region runs from base 1 to 1050 and encodes 349 amino acids. The record is from RefSeq and is a predicted model, not a curated record. Lineage: Eukaryota; Fungi; Ascomycota; Eurotiomycetes; Chaetothyriales; Herpotrichiellaceae. Gene Ontology annotation, molecular function: carbon-sulfur lyase activity.